UGCCCGCAGGAUGACAAGGAGUACGUGGGCUUUGCCACCCUGCCCAACCAGGUGCAUCGCAAGUCGGUGAAGAAGGGCUUCGACUUCACCCUCAUGGUGGCAGGGGAAUCCGGGCUGGGCAAGUCCACGCUGGUGAACAGCCUGUUCCUGACGGACAUGUACAGGGACAGAAAGCUGCUGAAUGCCGAAGAGCGCAUCACGCAGACGGUGGAGAUCACCAAGCACGUGGUGGACAUCGAGGAGAAGGGGGUGAAGCUGCGCCUGACCAUCGUGGACACGCCGGGCUUCGGUGACGCCGUCAACAACACCGAGUGCUGGAAGCCCGUGGCCGACUACAUCGACCAGCAGUUCGAGCAGUAUUUCCGUGACGAAAGUGGCCUCAACCGGAAAAACAUCCAGGACAACCGUGUCCACUGCUGCAUCUACUUCAUCUCGCCCUUCGGCCACGGGCUCCGGCCCCUGGACGUGGAGUUCAUGAGGGCCCUGCACCAGCGCGUGAACAUCGUGCCGGUGCUGGCCAAGGCGGACACGCUGACCCCCGCCGAGGUGGAGCGCAUGAAGAACAAGAUCAGGGAGGAGAUCGACCACUACGGCAUCCGCAUCUACCAGUUCCCCGAGUGCGACUCGGAUGAGGAUGAGGAGUUCAAGCUGCAGGACCAGGCACUAAAGGAGAGCAUCCCCUUCGCCGUCAUCGGCAGCAACACGGUGGUGGAGGCCAAGGGCCGGCGCGUCCGCGGGCGCCUCUACCCCUGGGGCAUCGUGGAAGUGGUGUGUGGCAGGUUGGGGUUGCUGAGGUUUGGGGGGAUACCUGGAGCCUCUCACAUCCUCAGUGCCUGGAAAGAGGCCUCUUGUGCUGAUGGCCUGGAGGCUCAGGGGCUGUGCAGCAAGCUGACACGGGAGAGUGGGACAGACUUUCCCAUCCCUGUCAUCCCCCCAGUGCCAGAUGUGGAGACGGAGAAGCUCAUCCGGGAGAAGGACGAGGAGCUGCGGCGGAUGCAGGAGAUGCUGCAGAAGAUCCAGAAGCAGAUGAAGGACUCACACUAGCCUCUUCCUCCGCCUCCUCCUCCUCCUCCUGCUCC
Messenger RNA from Manacus vitellinus (golden-collared manakin), 1079 nucleotides. RefSeq names its product septin 4 (gene SEPTIN4). The annotation marks the transcript as partial. NCBI's taxonomy places the organism in Eukaryota, Metazoa, Chordata, Aves, Passeriformes, Pipridae. Gene Ontology annotation, molecular function: GTP binding; molecular adaptor activity; GTPase activity. Gene Ontology annotation, cellular component: microtubule cytoskeleton; septin ring; synaptic vesicle. The transcript has 10 exons. The record is from RefSeq and is a predicted model, not a curated record. Gene Ontology annotation, biological process: regulation of exocytosis; cytoskeleton-dependent cytokinesis.